UCACCGUCCGCGCCUCCGUGCGUGAGUAUUUGAUGAGAGGUUAGGUUUGCCGGCGCGAAGUUCCUGAGAAAUCGUUCCGUGGUGGCAUUUCGAUAAUUCAAGAUUGAUUACAGCGAGGUCCAAAACCGAAGAAGCUUAAGAGCGAGAUAAACAAGAUAUUUCGGGAAGAAUUGAAAUAACAAAGGCAGCCAAGUAGCGCCAAGUGUCUUAACCUCGUGCUUAACCUCCGAUGCUCGCGUAAGUCCUGUGAAUAAUAAUUGUGCGUUUAGCAUACGGUGACCAUGGCAUUCACAUUGAAAGGGGUCAGCAGUAUAUUUCUACGUUGGAGCAGCGGUUCUCGGGUGUCUAUAAGAAUAUCACGGGUAUGCACUGCAAAUUUCUCUAUCAAGGCAGAUAUCCCAGAAGUGGAACAAGAGGUUGAAAAGUUGAAGACACCAGUAGGGAAUGGCAAAUUGUUUAAAAGUGUAGAAGAAGCUGUGUCUGAUGUACACAAUGGAGCCAAACUUUUGGUUGGUGGAUUUGGCCUAUGUGGCAUCCCGGAAAAUUUAAUAGCAGCUGUACUGAAAAAAGGUUCCAAAGAUUUAACAGUAGUCUCAAAUAAUGCUGGAGUAGAAGACUUUGGACUGGGUAUAUUGCUGAAGGCACACAGGAUUAAGCGGAUGAUUGCAUCAUAUGUAGGUGAAAAUCCUGAAUUUGAGAGGCAGUAUCUUAGUGGUCAGUUGGAGGUCGAGUUGACACCACAGGGUACUUUGGCAGAACGUGUGAGAGCAGGUGGUGCUGGGAUUCCAGCUUUUUAUACUCCCACGGCUUUCGGUACUAUAGUGCAGGAGGGCAACGUCGUUGUAAAAUAUGACAAGGAUGGUAAUGCUGAGAUAUCAGGUGAGUCGAGGAAUGUUGGCCAGUUUGACGGACGGAACUACGUCCUGGAGACCGCCAUCACUGGUGACUUUGCACUUGUGAAGGCGUGGAAGGCUGACACCGCCGGUAACUUGAUCUUCCGGAAGUCCGCAAGGAAUUUUAAUCCUGUUAUGUGUAAGGCGGCUAAAGUGGCAAUCGUCGAGGUAGAGGAAAUUGUAGAACUUGGCCAAUUAAAUCCUGAUCAAAUUCAUCUACCCGGCAUCUUCGUGGACAGGAUUGUGAAGGGGCCGUCUUACGAGAAACGGAUCGAGAAACGCUCGACGAAACAAACAGUGAAGCCUAAAAAAGUGACGCCGGCUAGUAAAGCGAGGGACAGGAUUAUCAGGCGCGCUGCCCUUGAAUUUAAGGAUGGAAUGUAUGCAAACUUGGGAAUUGGUAUACCCAUGCUCGCUAGCAACUACAUCCCAAAGGGCGUGACAGUAACGUUGCAAUCUGAGAACGGUAUUCUCGGAUUGGGUCCCGUUCCGAACGAAGAGGACGUCGAUCCGGAUCUUAUCAAUGCUGGAAAGGAAACUGUAACGAUCUUGCCCGGCGCUGCUUUCUUUAGUAGUGAUGAGAGCUUCGGCAUGAUUCGAGGAGGUCACAUUGAUCUGACUAUUCUUGGAGGCAUGCAAGUGUCGGAGAACGGAGAUUUGGCUAACUGGAUGAUACCGGGAACGAUGGUAAAAGGUAUGGGUGGUGCUAUGGAUCUGGUUUCCGCGGCGAGCACCAAGGUAGUAGUAACUAUGGAGCAUACAGCCCGAGAUGGAAGUCCGAAAAUUUUGAAAAAUUGUACCUUGCCUGUCACAGGCCAACAAUGCGUAGAUUUAAUUAUCACAGAUCUCGGAGUAUUUGAGGUGGUAAAAGGAGAAGGAUUAAAGCUUAUUGAGAUUGCACAUAAUGUUGAUAUUAGCGAAGUUGUCAGUUCGACGGGCUGUGAAUUCAGUGUUGCCGAUGAUCUUAAAGAGAUGAGACAAGUCACAGAUGAGGAUUUAUAAAUCUAAUGUAAUAUAUUUCACAAAUUGUAAAUGUGAUACACAAUAUGAUAAUUCAAUACGAUGGAAAUCGUUCGAUGAUUGAAAGUAAAUUUUUCAUAUAUUUUUCGAACUAUACAUGUACAUACAACAAAUAAAUAGGGUUAUUGAUUAUGUAUAAUUAUGUUUCUGUUGUCUGUUUUUUGUAGAUCCAUACUUUUCAUUUAAUAUAUUGUAAUGUUAAAAUUAUUUGUAAACAUUACGAUUAGUACGUGAUUAGAUAUCUAUUAUCUAUGAAUCUGUAUACAAUGUAAUGUAAUUUUUAAAAUGUAUAUACAUAUAUUUCUGUUGGCUGUAAAUUAUAAAAAUGAUUUAUAAUACGUUUGUGCAAGUAAUCGAAAUCACAUUAUAUACUAUACAUUAUAUACUAAUUAGGAUUAUGGUAAAUAAAACGAUUUUAUAACAUAUCUUGUGAAAUAAAAGUUUUUAAUAUU
Messenger RNA from Monomorium pharaonis (pharaoh ant), 2365 nucleotides. RefSeq names its product succinyl-CoA:3-ketoacid coenzyme A transferase 1, mitochondrial (gene SCOT). Gene Ontology annotation, biological process: ketone body catabolic process. Gene Ontology annotation, molecular function: CoA-transferase activity. The transcript is spliced from 7 exons. Lineage: Eukaryota; Metazoa; Arthropoda; Insecta; Hymenoptera; Formicidae. Bases 282 to 1895 code for a protein of 537 amino acids. The record is from RefSeq and is a predicted model, not a curated record.